GGAGCCGGGGGGCUGGAGUCUGCGCGCUGGCGGUGCGCGGGCGGAGGUUUGGAAGCCGUUGAUUCCAGCUCUCAUGGAUGACACUGAGAGGUCCAGGACUUCAGUGGAGGAAGUAACUGCAGAUGUGGUGGAAAUAGCAUUAGAACCGGAAGUAGAGCCUGAAGAUGGGACUGCUGCCAUCUCAUGGUAAAACUUGAACCAGUGGAGAGUUGCUUCUUACAGAUGAGCAAAGACGUUGGUUUUUCAAGAUGGAAUCUACUGCUGGUGAAGUAACUUCCGACUGAAUACAGCAGGGAUUCUGGCAAUUUGGAUUCUUGCUGGGCUGAACUUGAUGGAGCACCCUGGUUCCUGGGAACACUUCAGAGCCAGAAAGGUGACAAGGAUGUCUUAAUGAAGGAGACUUCUGGACCCCACUCAAGGGCGGGGCUAUUGCCAGGACGACCAAGCAGGCCAUGGGGGAUCAGGACCUACCUGGCGUUUUGGUGUCUGGAUUGGAAGGACCUCAUGGUAUAUGUGAGGAUCACAUUGGAGAUCUGCAGAAACACUUUACUCUCAUUACUCUGCAAGAAUUUUUGGAAAAUAACACACGAUUCGGUCCAAAGGUCCAAGCUGUAUACAUCUGGGGCGGAAAGCCAGCCGUUACCCAGGAGCUCCUGCAGAGUCUGCCCUCCUUGAAGAUAAUUGCCAGUGCAGGAGCAGGUCUAGAUCACCUGGACCUGAAGCUCAUUGCCAGCUGUGGUGUGAAGGUGGCCAACACACCACAGGCGGUUUCCAGUCCCACAGCAGACAUGGGGAUGGCCUUACUGCUGGCCGCAGCUCGCAGAGUCGUGGAAGGUCAUAGGUUGGCUAUUGCACCGGAUACAGAGAACUUUUCUACAAACUGGAUGGGUCAAGAAGUUACAGGGGCCACUCUGGGAAUCAUCGGCAUGGGCAGCAUUGGCUAUAAGAUUGCUCAGAGGGCCAGAGCAUUCGAAAUGAAGAUUCUGUAUCACAAUAGGAAACGCAGGAAAUUAGAGGAGGAGGAGGCUGUUGGGGCCACUUACUGUGAGAGUCUGGAUGACCUGCUUCAGCGAUCGGACUUUGUGCUGCUGGCCGUGAGCCUGACGCCCCAGACCCAGAGGCUGAUUGGGAAGAGGGAGCUGAAUCUGAUGAAGCCCACUGCCAUUCUCGUCAACAUCGGCAGAGGUACUUGCCUGCGCCACGGUCUGUGCGGAGGCCCGCGGGGCUGCAAAGUCUGCAAAGUCGGCCCAGCUCGACCUUCUCCUGGACAGCUGUGGGUCCAGAGAGUCCGUGCGCACUGGCGGGUGAUGAGCUCAAGGGAGUUUCUAUUUAGAGAUAUUUCUGAUUUUUGUUUUCACAUCAUUUCAAGCCUCAAAUUAGUAACAAAAAGGAUGAGAAUAGUACAGUAUGGGGUUUUCACAUCCCAAUUAGGGCAUCUACUUUGGGGCAUCACAGUUUGGUCUUCUAGGUGUGAUUAAGCAAAAUUUAUGGGGAUACAUUUUCUGAGCCUUCACUUUAAAAAAAUUUCUUUUAAGUGUGAGAACGAGGCGGGGAGGGGCAGAGAGAGGGAGAGAGAA
Lynx canadensis (Canada lynx) is the source of this 1577-nucleotide messenger RNA. Its product is annotated as probable 2-ketogluconate reductase. NCBI's taxonomy places the organism in Eukaryota, Metazoa, Chordata, Mammalia, Carnivora, Felidae. The transcript has 7 exons. Bases 453 to 1478 code for a protein of 341 amino acids. The record is from RefSeq and is a predicted model, not a curated record. Gene Ontology annotation, molecular function: hydroxypyruvate reductase [NAD(P)H] activity; NAD binding; glyoxylate reductase (NADPH) activity. Gene Ontology annotation, cellular component: cytosol.